Messenger RNA from Colius striatus (speckled mousebird), 5045 nucleotides. RefSeq names its product proline rich membrane anchor 1 (gene PRIMA1). The transcript is spliced from 4 exons. The record is from RefSeq and is a predicted model, not a curated record. Bases 305 to 778 code for a protein of 157 amino acids. NCBI's taxonomy places the organism in Eukaryota, Metazoa, Chordata, Aves, Coliiformes, Coliidae.
GGCGGGCAGGGCGGGGGUGGAGGCACGUCUCGCUGCUGAGGGAGCCGGGACUUGCAGAGCGUUGGGCUUUCCCGACCACCCUUUCCCCUCCCCACCCGCCCAUCUCCCUGCUUCCCUCCCCCCCCCCCCCACGCCCCGUCCCCUCUCCGCCUUCCCUCCCUCCUUCCCUCCCUCCCCUCCAGAAUUAAAGUUGGGACGGUGGCGCUCCGGGGAUGGGUGCGAGCCAACGCCUGUGCUGCCGGCUCGCUCUGCUCCCUCCCCAGGUCGCCCGGAGCCCGCGCCCCCGCUCGCCCACCCAGGAGGGAUGCUGCUCCGGGAGCUGCUGGGGCUGCUCCGCUGCUGCUGGCCCUCGCUGCUGCUGCACUGUGCCCUCCAUCCGGUCUGGGGCUCCCUCCAGAUCGCACAGGAUGAGCCCCAGAAGUCAUGCUCCAAGCCUGUAGCAGAGAAGGUGCCAGAGACCUGCCAGCAAACUUGCCAGUGCAGGCCACCUCCACUGUUACCGCCACCACCUCCACCUCCACCGCCCCCGAGGUUGCUUGUGGUGCCGACUCCCAAGUCUACCUUUUGUCCCACUGAAGAGACCUGGUGGCCAGGCCUGGUUAUUAUCAUUGCAGUAUGCUGCGCCACACUAGUGUUCCUCUUCAUAGUUGUCAUCAUUUGCUACAAAGCCAUAAAAAGGAAACCAAUGAGAAAAGAAGAGAACGGAACCAAUCGGGCUGAAUAUGCAAUGACCUCCUCCCAAAACAACAAAACAGUUGAUAACAAUGCGGCUGUGUAAUCCCUGAAACCCGCCCAAGGUGCAGGAGGUGGUAAACUUUCAAAGCACACACAUGGAGUAUGCAGGAUGGGUGAAAUAAGACAACGAAAGGAGCUCUGUGGCCAAGGACUUCAUUUCAGAAAUAGCGCACGCAUCAGUGAUUCAGAAGAGAAAAGCAGGCUGCUCUUCAGACUUGCUGCUUCUCCAAGGGAGGAUAAACUCGCCCACCCGGGCUGCCUGGAGAAAAGGCCUCACAAAGGCAUAAGCAUUGCAUGCUGUCUCUCAUGAAAGCAAUGUUGCGAUGCCUCCCAGUUCUUCUUCCUCUCUUCCUCCCCACUUUUCAGUUUCAAUUGAGUGUCCACAAAAAGCUGCUGAAAUGGAAUCUUUUGAGGAGAAGGUGAUCUGCCAGAGUGGCAGCAGUUUAUUGUAAAUGAGUCUGAGGAUCAAGGGCAAGAGGUGUCACGUAUGAGCUUCUCCAGCCUGUGCAGUUUUGAAUGCUUCUACUUCAUUCUUAUAAUUCUUGUUAUUUCAUUAUUAAAAGGGAAACAAAAGGUUUCUGUAAAGCCAUCCAAGCAACCAAAAAUUGCAUGAACUUGUGACUUAUCCCAGGAAAUUCAUCUGCAGUCUGUUGACUAUGCAAUUUCCAUGGCUGAAGAUUUUUCAGGCAAAAGAAAUAAAAAUGUAAGAUUUUAGCAAUCAGCAUUGCUAUUAAAAGGAAUAUUAUUGAGGUGCUUUGAAUGUUAUUACUUCUUAAUCAGCCUCCUUUUUGCAUCACACUUUAAUUUUUAUCUUUAAAAAAGUUCUUCCUUUGUGAAGUUCUACACGUUUCUCUGUGUUUGCAUCAUGCUCAUUCCCCAGAGAAACCCCUACAGGAAGGAUGUUGGUUACAUCUUGGCAUGAAUAUUUGGACAGGAUUGUAUUGAAAGGACUAGCAGCCCUUUGAAGUCCUCUUCAUUCACUGAUUAGUUUUGUUUCCCAAAAGUGUCAAGUCUCUUGAACUGGCCUGGUUUGGAGGAUCACUUUUGAAAGUCUGGUAAGCUGGUUGUGCCCAUGUUAACUCAGUCUCUGCCUCUCUUGGGCAGAGGCUGACGAUUGUGCCAAAUUCAGCAUAAUAGCUUAGUGUUGUACUGUCCGUGUGGAUUGCAGACUAUUUAAAGCAAAGCUGAAUACACUCAAGUUCAUUUCAUGUAGGAUCUCAUGUUAGACUCAGUCAGUAGCCCUUAGGAUAAAGGUGAUGAAACUAGCCAAGGCGAUGAGCCUAGCUGAGAUGCUGGUCUUUCUCCACCUCCUGAAAACUAUCCUUCAUGUCACGCCUCCAUGCGUAUGUCUCCGUUUACCUCUGUGCUGAAAGUAGUGAUGCAGUGAAAGACAAAUUCCUACUCUGGCUUCUUGUCUGGACAUCAGGCUUUGGUACCGCUUGGUCUCUGUGUCUGUGAGUAACUCCCAGACGCCAACCGUCCCGCUCCGGGGCUCACUGCAUCUCAGCCAUCGCGUCCCUCAGUACUGCAACACACCAACACCAACACAUCAGUUCUAGAUAUGGAUGUGCCUGAACUGCAGAAAUCAGACCUGGAUUUUGAAUGCAUUCCUGUCUGCAGUUGGGCUAUUGUAGAGUUUGGCCUGAUGAUAGAGGAAGAUGAUAUUCUGCAGCCCUUCCCCAAAAAAGCUCCAGGAUGUUCAAGUCAGCAAUUUCAGCUCAGGCCCAUCUCUAUUUUUCUAUUACCUAUUGAACAAUAGGUUGUAUGUAAAUAUAAGUCUCUUUUCAGUGAUCAAAUGAAAUGCUGCUAUAUACCACUGUUGAGGAAUUUAUGGAGUUAUUCAUUUAGCUUUUUAGCCUGUCAUUACUAUGUAGAAGUUUAGCCACAUAAAACUAUUUUUUAAAGGCUAGACUUUCUUGAGAAGUGAAUGCAAUUACAAAAAGUGAAAGGGAAUAAGCAACCCUUUGCUCAAGAGUAUGAUCGGUCCCUGCCAUGUUCACGUUGUGUGCUUGCACAAGACACAGUGAUGUUCUUAGAUCCAAAGUGGGAUUAAAAUGACAGAAUUUAGAGAAUUUAGACUUUGAGUCUAGUAUCCCAAAUGUUGAUUGCCUAAAGCACUUAGCCCCAAAAUACUAUAAGAAAAAAUAUUGCAAGUAUAUUUCUAGAAUAUUUUUUAAACUAUAACAUUUAUUUUGGUGUAGUUACCUCUGUUUGCCUUUCUUUUUUUACUCCAGUUGUGUCUGCCUAAACAUGACAUAGUUUGAAACUAGUUGCAUGUUUAGCUGAGAGUAUCAAGUAUGAAUGCAGAUGAGUUUAGCAUGAUAUGGGCUCAGCAUUAGCACUUUCUCCUAAAGGUUGUUGAUAUUAUUUAUUUCCUAAUACAGCUUUAAAGGCAUAUUCUGUAAGGCCAAAAUCACAAAAGAGAUUUAUAUCUCAUUAUGUUCAUCAAAAUGUGUCUGUUUUUGCAAGAAGUCUAAAGAGAUGGUCACUGGACACUGAUUUUCAGUCAUGUCAAGAGUAAAAUGUCCUCACUGGUGUGUGACAUAACACACAAGCAAACCCACCCCAGGUCCCCUGAAAUCUCAUCAGGAAAACAUCGACAUUAAAAACUUCAUGGAGCCGGGAGGCAGGUCAUUUUAAGGAGCAACACAUGAGGACUAGGAUCUAUUUUCAAUUUUGCCAUGGAUCUGCUGUUUGUUAGCAAGCAAAUUUGCCUUUCUGUGCCUCAAUUUACCCAUCUGUAUAAUCAAAAUAGAAAUACCAGCUCUGUGGCAGUGUUGUGAGAGAUAUAGAUGUAUCUGAUUUGCAUAGGCAGAUGUACAUUACAAUUAUAGCCAAUAUGCUGGUGUUAAAUAAAUGGUUUUGGGUGCAUCAUAGCCAGAAUAUUUCCUAAAUAAACAUUCCCUAGUGUGCUUUUAUAAUCUAUUGGUCACAGAAGGGCAGCAGCAAUCAGGCUGGGGGCUGCUCUUCUGCUUGUCCAGAGCUUUCCCUCUCAGCAUUCACACCACUGCACGGUGGGUAGUCAUGGGAAAUCUUGCACGGGGUAGUUUUGCCUUUAGAUUCUUGUGUAAGUACAGGUGACUACACUGCACCAGAAUUUGAGGUGAUCUUCAGAAAUGCAUUUGGAAAAGUAUACUGGAAGCAGGCAUAAGUCUUCAGAAAGAGAGGCUAGAAACGCAGUGUCAUUGAGGAAUGAUUUCUGAAGGUUGCUGAUGUGGUUUAAGGCUGUGUAUAACACUGCAGAUUACUUGCAAAGCUUUUAUAAAAGAGGCUUCUGUGCUUCCUUAUUGUACUGUAAUUAAAUACAAAGGGAAGGAAUAGGCUUGAUGCAUAAGGGCUUCACUAAGCAGUGACCCUGGAUCAAUCCAAAUUGCAGCUUUACAAGCAUUUUCUGUUUGUUUUUAGCCACCAAAAUGUCAGGUGUACAGAGGUCCUACAUAGCUUUGUUCACAAAAUAGCCAGAUCCCCAGCAGCUGCAAAGGUGGCUGUUUUCUAUGCAGAAGUUUACUGUUCUGCUCUGACCACCACCAGGCUCAGAAAACUGCUCUGUUCUGUCUGAGGGAGAGCACCAACUCAAAAUUUCUUCUCAAGGAACACCACUAGCAGACACAAGCCAGGAAUGCAUUUUAAGAACCUCAGCUGUAGGUUGUUGAGUUUCCCGGGUGCUCAGCAGCACCAGGAAGGUAGAGCUGCAGCCCUAGCCCCGGCACCCUUCCUGACUCAGACUCACCACAGUAGUGUGCCCAGGAAAGCAUCUCUACCUUGGAUACGUUCUGCAAAAACAGACAUGGAAGGAAAGAGGAGAGUUCUACUAAGAAUAAGAUAUAAAUAUAUUGAUAUGUAUCUAUACAAAGACCUAAUUGUUUGGUCUUGCACGCCAUAUGGUCUCAGCAAGUGAAGUGAGCGUGGGCCUCCUGCUCCAAACAGGUCAUGACCAUGGAUGCUGCCAAGCAAUGGAGAAUCAGGCCUAUGGUAGAUAUGUAUUUACAAUACUCCCUGCACCUGUACAAACAAAAAUAUAUUAUUUUAAACCGCAAAAUAGUGUGUCUAAAUCAAUGCAUGAAUGUAAAUAUUCUAAGAUCUGCCUUCUUGACUGUGUACCACAUGUACAGAUGAAAAAGAAUAUUGUUUAUAGAAAUUCUGUAUCAGUGGUUAAAUGACUAAAGAGAAAAAAAAAUCAUAAUUAAUGUUGUCAUGUUUCUCAAACAAGCCAUUAAUGUAUAUUUAGUAUUUAAGGAUAUUGCUCAAUAAGUAUGUUCCGUACCAAAAACUGUGUUGCAUAUACAGAUUGUGCAGUACCCUAUUUUAAA